AUGCUUGGAACGAAGAAUCGAUCUCCACCGAAGACCCUGAGGAUCUACUCGAUAUUGAUUCUACUGCUGGCAGCGCACUGUGGCUCGUGCAUAAAGUGGUUGGCCCUAGGUCGAACAGGGGACGGUCGGAGCUGGACUCGCGAGGCUUGCACAGCGGCCAAGAGUGCAGGACUCCUGGAGCGAAAGCAGGCUAGAGCCUGCAGGACAACCCCUGACAUGAUGCAGGGACUGGUCCAAGCUGCCAAGGACACGUCGACCGUCUGCCAACAUGCCUUUCGACAUCACCGGUGGAACUGCAGCAGCAUCGAAAAGGCUCCUGAUUAUACAGCGGAACUGUUCACAGGAACAAGAGAGCAGGCUUUCGUGUAUGCCAUGUCAGCUGCAGCAGCCGUGUGGCGUUUGGCGAGGUCCUGCGCCCUCGGAAGCUUGGCUGCCUGUUCCUGUGCAAUGCCACCUAGAAGGGAUCCCCCGGUCCCCUCUACCCUGAUCUCUUCAGCCUCGACCUCCGUCUCUUUUGACGCCAUGUUCUCGAAAAACUCGUUCAAGUGGGGAGGAUGCGGCGAUGACGUUAGAUCCGCCUCCAGAAUGGCCAAAAGGUUUCUUCAGGGUUCGAGUCCUCCAGGUGCAGGUGCAACCGGGAAACUCAUGCACGCCGUCAACAUGCACAACAACAGAGCUGGAAGAAGGGCCGUGGAACAAUCUUUGUCCUUGGAAUGCAAGUGCCACGGAGUUUCCGGUUCCUGCAGCUUACGCACGUGCUGGAGAGGUCUCAGCUCUUCUGGACCUGCCAUCGCCGGUGUUCGACUCUUCCGCAGAUACUCCGAAGCUGCGGAAGUCAAAUCUAAGUCUGGUGGGAGAUUGCCGCCUCUUUAUCAUCACGAUAAUCUUCUGUAUACUACAAAGAGCCCCGAUUAUUGUCUCCCGGAUAAGAAACGAGGCAGCCUCGGUACAAUUGGAAGACAAUGCAAUGGUAGCAGUUCGGGGUACGAUGGAUGUGAGUACCUUUGUUGCGGUAGGGGUCACGUCAAAAAAUCGGAAGAAAUUCUCGAAAGAUGCAACUGCAAAUAUUUUAUCUGUUGUUACGUCAAAUGUAAGACUUGCCGAAACGUCGUGACAACAUACGCAUGCAAUUGA
Orussus abietinus is the source of this 1134-nucleotide messenger RNA. RefSeq names its product protein Wnt-11b-2. NCBI's taxonomy places the organism in Eukaryota, Metazoa, Arthropoda, Insecta, Hymenoptera, Orussidae. Gene Ontology annotation, molecular function: cytokine activity; frizzled binding. Gene Ontology annotation, cellular component: extracellular region. Gene Ontology annotation, biological process: cell fate commitment; multicellular organism development; canonical Wnt signaling pathway. Bases 1 to 1134 code for a protein of 377 amino acids. The transcript has 5 exons. The record is from RefSeq and is a predicted model, not a curated record.